Dioscorea cayenensis subsp. rotundata (Guinea yam) is the source of this 1512-nucleotide messenger RNA. RefSeq lists its product as uncharacterized. NCBI's taxonomy places the organism in Eukaryota, Viridiplantae, Streptophyta, Magnoliopsida, Dioscoreales, Dioscoreaceae. The record is from RefSeq and is a predicted model, not a curated record. Bases 40 to 1188 code for a protein of 382 amino acids. The transcript has 4 exons. Gene Ontology annotation, molecular function: nucleic acid binding.
CAGUGACAAAAAGGAUAAAGAUAGCUCAUCGUCUCUACCAUGCUGCUCGCCGGCGCAGCCGCUCUCCGGCCACCGUCCACUCCCGGAGCUCGUCUUCUCUUCUUAUACUCCCCUUCAUCCCUCUCCUCCACAUCGUUCACUGUCUCCGUCGAUGCCAGCCACUCCAAUCGUGGCCUCUCCGUCUCGAUUCCUAUGGCUCGGGUGAACGGAAUGGUCACCGGAGUCGCCGUUGAUCCCGAAGAUGAUGAGUGGCUGCAGAACAAGCCGGCCGGGUUCGGGGAGGGAAAGAAGUAUGAGACAACGGUGGAAGAUGAGCUUAUGGAGGAGAUGGAGAGGAGUAGGAAAGCUCUGCUCGCUAGCAUCAGCAAGAAGAAGAAGAAUGCGAUGAAGAGAUCUGAGAGAAUCAAUGAGCAGGAUUCCCAAAUUUCUAACAAAGCGACCGAUGUCAUCCCAAGUGGCAUUCGUGUCCGUGUAUGGAACCUUCCACGAAAGAAGAACAUCCAUAGGGAUCUGCAGUUAGCAUUCAAAGGGUUCCAAGGUAUAUUGCAUGUAAGCCCAGCAGUAAUUGCGAAUCAGAAAACUAGGGAUCCUGUCUGCAAGGGCUUUGCUUUCCUUGUUCUUGAGUCUGAGCAUGCAGCCAAGAGAUUUGUACAGACAUACACUAAGCAAAAUGUGACUUUUGGUAAGGUACAGAAGCAAAUUAUGUGUGAUAUAGUGAACACGCGUAUCUCCGCCGACUCCUCUGAUGAGCAAUUCAGUGAUGAUACUUCAAGCUUCUCUCAGCCCAUGUACGACAACUUCAGAGAUGUGACCACUUCUAGAUCUCAUUCACACCAAUUUCCUCUGGACCACAUAGACAACUCCCCAGAGGAAUCUUCGAGUGGAGGAUUAGACGGUAUGACUGAACAAGAAUACACAUGGGCCAUGAAGGACAAAGAUCAAAUUACGUCGCAUUCAGAAGAGACUGACCGGGGCCUCGAAGAUUCGAAUGAUUCUGUUAUGAACAAUCAUGAUCGGAAACAAACAACUUUGAAAAAGAAAAAGAUCAAAGUGAAAUCAAAGAACACAUCAAAAUUGAGCAUGCCUGGCUUAACUUCUCGGUUAAAAAUCAGGGAAAGAACUGCUUUAAACGGCGCUUUCUCCAAGUAUGGAGCAAAGAUUGAUACGGAUAUCCCAAUCGAGAAAUGAUCACAACUCCAUUGUAGAUACCAAUGAGAACCAUCAUUUGUUCGUCUAAAGGUAACCUAUGCAGAGUUGUGAUCAGCUUCGGCCUCGAAUUGUUGUUCAAUGUAUUUCAUUGCAAAUGAUGCCAUGGUUUUAUCAACUUUGAAGUCUGAUCUUUGAUUCUUCAGCUAAAGACUGUUCAGCACUGAAACUCUUCAGGAUGAGAUGGUCCAUUUUUUUGUCUUUCUGUUUUUGAUGAAACAUUGUAGUUAAUGUAACGAUCAGAAUUGAAGUAGAUGCAAAUCACAAAUAUAGUUUUUUUUUUCUAGUGGCAAUUACUUUUUUGAA